Messenger RNA from Helianthus annuus (common sunflower), 690 nucleotides. RefSeq lists its product as uncharacterized. The record is from RefSeq and is a predicted model, not a curated record. NCBI's taxonomy places the organism in Eukaryota, Viridiplantae, Streptophyta, Magnoliopsida, Asterales, Asteraceae. The transcript is spliced from 4 exons. Bases 35 to 532 code for a protein of 165 amino acids.
UUUCAAAACACAUUCACCAGAAGCAACACUUCUGAUGGCUUUUAUCUUAAAAUCAUUCAGUUACAAACCUCAAACCCUAGCUUUCACCUCUCAAUCACGAUGCGAAUCGCUUCUGAAAUCGAAGAAGCGGUUUAUGAUUCCGUUUGUUAACCCUAGAAAUCGCAGGUCUCGAAUCCACGCUGCUCAAUCGAACUUUUUCAGAGUGCUUCAAACAGCAUAUAAGGUCGGAAAGGAUGGAGUUGAAGCAGGGACCACUUUAGUGCCAGAGUCAGUUCCAAGACCAAUUGCUCGGAUAUCUGUGGCUGUAGUCGGGGCAGCCGUUGUACUUUUUUUCGUCAAGUCAUUCCUAUCUACAGCUUUCUUUUUUCUGGCAACAAUGGGGCUAAUUUACUCGGCCUUUAUCGCCUUCAAUAAGGAUGACGGCCCUACAACGGGCGGCAGCGACACCACCAGCAGCAGCACUGCCACCACCGCUUCAACCGAUGAGGAAACCCUUGAAGAAGCUAGAAGAAUAAUGGAAAAGUACAAAUAACUAUAUAAUUAACACUCACUAGCUUCAAGCAACAUAACUUAUAAUAGCUUUUUUAAUGUAGAUAAAUAUUGUAAAUCCCUGACCCACUUUAUAUUUGAGGUUACAUUUUUAUGGCUUCUAACUAAAUACAUAGUUUCACAGUGAGAUAUUUGAUUUUA